AGGCCACGCCCGCUUGAGCUGCUGUACCGCUCUUGUUAUCAGAAGUGACCUGCCCACAACAACAACAAGGCAUCAACACGUUCAGCGAGCGCGAUGACGAUCACACGCGUCGAAUGAAAAGCAAGGGACAAGUCCUUUCUUACUAACAACUCCUUUCUCACUAACAACUCCUUACUUACUAACAACUCCUGUAAUUUUUCAUUGCUGGAGGGGUUUCCCCCCCCUACCUGAAAAUCCUGGCUCCACCUCUGAGUGUGUGACAGUGUCAAGUUUGUAUUUGCAGUAAAGUCUAUUAACUCUAUUGAGCACAGAGGUUAUAUCAAAACAGUAGUUUAUUUUAGUUUUCCUCUGGAACUCUUUGUAAGAAUGGAGUCAGGAAGUGAUCACAGCACACACGUGCAGCAGCUGAAGUCGGAACUGCUCAUCCCAGCAAUCAAGGACAUCUGUGCCUGGCUUCACACCUCUAACUGUCGCUGCCUCUGCAGAAGUGGUUUCAUGGAGCAAAGGCACUCGGCGCGGCUCGGUGCAAAAAGGCAACAAUGCGACCGGUGUGCAUACAGCACGGAUUGUCCUGCACAUUUGACACGGCACCAGAGAACUCACACAGGAGAGAAACCCUUCAAGUGCAGUGUGUGUGGGAAGGCAUUUGCACAGUCAUCUGCUCUUGUAACACACAAGAGAACACACACGGGAGAGAAACCCUUCAAGUGCAGUGUGUGUAGGAAGGCGUUUGCACAGUCAUCUACUCUUGUAGCACACCAGAGAACACACACGGGAGAGAAACCCUUCAAGUGCAGUGUGUGUGGGAAGGCGUUUGCAUGGUCACCAUAUCUUCAAAGACACCAGAGAACACACAAGCAUCAGAAGAUCCACCAGGAGUGGAGUGUGAAAUCAGCUUGUGAAAGUCAAAGUGCUGCAAUGAGCCCAUCCCUCAUCAAACAAGAACCGGAAGAAAAUCCAAGCUUGGACACUUUUAAAGGUGUCAAGGUGAAAUAUGAAGAAAUCAAGGUGAAAUAUGAAGAAGUGAUGGUGAAAUAUGAAGAAGUGAUGGUGAAGAGCGAAGAAGUGAAGGUAAAAUGUGAAGAUGAAGAUUCAACUGCAAAAUGGGACCUUCGCAUCGAUGGAGGCAACGUGAAGCAGGAGGAGAAUUCUGACUGUGAGGCAGAGCGAGGCAACUCCCAGCAGUUUGUGGAAGUGGAGGUGUGGGUGGACUUCCUCCGAGACAAUACAAAGUCAAAUGGAGACCCGGGAGAUGCGUAAGCCUUAGACCAGUGGUUCUUAACCUGGGUUCGAUCGAACCCCAGGGGUUCGGUGAGUCCGUCUCAGGGGUUCGGCGGAGGUUAAGACACACACCUGACUCGUGAUUGUGCACCAGUAAAACAUGUACCUAUGUUUUGAAUUUGAAAAAAUAAUUUAAUUUUUCCAAUUAAGAAGGGUUCGGUGAAUGCGCAUAUGAAACUGGUGGGGUUCAGUACCUCCAACAAGGUUAAGAACCACUGCCUUAGACGAUGCCGCUCCAAUAGAUGCACCUUUGUCACAGGCCUUUAAUGACAAGAAUGUGAAGUUGAACACUCAGUUCCUAGGUUCAACCUGCAGGGUAAGAGCGGCCAGUCUUUGUGGACCUGUGUGUUGGGUAGAUCUCUAACCAGGAGCGAAUGCCAAUAAGCUCCCAAGCAUUCACUGUUAUCAUAAUUGCAUUUAUACUGUGCUUGCUUAAUCGCCUCGGUAAUUCGGAGUUUUGCAUCGUAUCUCGUCUCAAACACUCGAAGAGCAUCCCCAAGUAGCAGCUGCCCCUGUGUGGCACAAGGUGGUGGCCCUGCACCGGCCUGCAUGUGGACAAGAGCCUGUCAGUAGGGGGCGAUGGUUGAUGUGGCAUCUCAGUUGUGGAGUUUGUAGGUAAUGUUUAGAAUUUGCUACAUUUUGACCCAGAUGCCAGCAUGCAAUGGCCGACUCGUUUUGAAUGGUGUUAAGCAGACGGUGCGUAUUUUUUUAAUUAGCUUCUUGUUAAUAGGAUGUAACCUAAUGCAGUAUAUUUCAGUGCAGUAAUUAAAUUUUGUUAAUAUGCCUGUCAAUAAGUUACACUGAAUACUUGUCUGAUUGGGUUCGUACAUGUAACCUUUUGUCUAUAAGAGUCAAACAUUGAAUAAGUCAUGUUAGGACAUAGUGUGUGUUUUUCAAGUAACCUGUACAGAUAACUCAGGUGAGACUCAUUGUUCUUGUGAUACAGGUCAAAGGGUACUUUUGUGUUUUCAGGAAGCAUCUCCCUCUGGAGCAACUCAUUGUCUUUGAAAUAGGGAGCACACUCGGAUCAUUCAUCAGUUACAAGGCAAACCACUCAAAAGUUACACGUAGAGGAGAUACAUUCUCAACAACACGAAUUAUAAUUUUGUAUUACGUGUUGACGUAGAUUUUGUCGAAUUAGGACGAGAAAUGGUCCUUGCUGAUUAACGUCUGGAUGUUGACAACCAUGGGGUUGAAGCAAGCCUGACCGCCUGCGGUGCCCCUCACAACCAUUUACGGCCUUGGGCCAGGAAAGUCACGAAAACAAUUCACACGAACGAUGCAUCCACGCAAACUCCCGAUGCUCCGUUUUGAAGUUUGAAAAUGAAACAACUUUGAAUUGUAUAUUGUUUUGCAUUUGAUAAUUGUAUUUCUUCAUUAAAA
Messenger RNA from Lethenteron reissneri (Far Eastern brook lamprey), 2664 nucleotides. RefSeq names its product zinc finger protein 22-like. Gene Ontology annotation, molecular function: DNA-binding transcription factor activity, RNA polymerase II-specific; RNA polymerase II cis-regulatory region sequence-specific DNA binding. Lineage: Eukaryota; Metazoa; Chordata; Hyperoartia; Petromyzontiformes; Petromyzontidae. Gene Ontology annotation, biological process: regulation of transcription by RNA polymerase II. The record is from RefSeq and is a predicted model, not a curated record.